Messenger RNA from Trifolium pratense (red clover), 696 nucleotides. RefSeq lists its product as uncharacterized. NCBI's taxonomy places the organism in Eukaryota, Viridiplantae, Streptophyta, Magnoliopsida, Fabales, Fabaceae. The coding region runs from base 58 to 393 and encodes 111 amino acids. The transcript has 2 exons. The record is from RefSeq and is a predicted model, not a curated record.
UGGGAUAGGUGCAGCGUAGUAGUUGCUUCCAUUUCCAUUUCCAUUUCCAUUUCCAGCAUGAGUGAGAUUAACCCCAAAACCAAAACCCCUCUUCCACCUUCUUCUUCUUCAAGUGGAGAUCAUGCUUCAACCAAAUUUUCAGGCCACAAAACCCAUAUCAACCCACCAGAAACAUCGAUUCCAGACUCAGCAACCCUAAGAGAUCAAUGGAAGUACGCUAUCAGACAGUACAGUAAAUGGUACUCUCACGCUUGGGGCACUGCAAUUCUUGCUGGAACUGCUUUCUUUGCACUUGGUUGGUUCAUCAAAGGAGAAAAUCCAAUACCCUCUUUCAAUUCCAACCCUAAUUCCUCUCAUCAUGAAAACAAAGAUAAACCUCCCCAACCCCAUUAAAUUUUCAACCUUUCUACUGUUCUUGUCCUGAUACUUCAUUUUCUUCUUCUGGGCAUCAUUCACUGGAAUGAAGCCACACAUAAGAGCUGUUUUUUGCUGACAGUACCUAGAAGGCUCACCUUGAUUGCAAUGCUCUGUGGAAGUUUAAGGUUUUCUUGUUUUGAGAAAACAAUGUUUUUUAUUUCCUGUUUUCACUUUUAGUUACAAGAUAACUCUGUAUUCACUUUGUUUCUUGCUUUUUAAGGUUUGUACAGAAAACUGUAAUAAUUACGAUAGAAGUUGUCCUUGUUUUCAGUCUUUUAA